This is a messenger RNA of Geodia barretti, 315 nucleotides long. The record is from the annotation of a GenBank genome assembly. Lineage: Eukaryota; Metazoa; Porifera; Demospongiae; Tetractinellida; Geodiidae.
AUGCACGAAGCCGAAGAAUCGCUACAAGAACUCCAGCAACUCGCAGAGACUGCUGGCAUUGAAGUCGUCUAUGAGACAAUUCAAUCACGCAAUGCGCCGAAUCCAACUUAUUUCAUUGGCGAAGGUAAGGUUGAAGAACUCAAACCCCUCGUUGAAGAACUUGACGCAGACGCAAUUAUCUUUGACGAAGAGCUAUCACCUGCGCAGAAUCGGAAUCUCGAGAAGGCACUGAUGUCGCCACAAUUGACCGGACAGGACUCAUUCUUCAGGUUUUUGCCCAACGGGCACUCACCAAAGAAGCACGCCUACAAGUAG